Messenger RNA from Laccaria bicolor S238N-H82, 480 nucleotides. RefSeq lists its product as uncharacterized. The record is from RefSeq and is a predicted model, not a curated record. NCBI's taxonomy places the organism in Eukaryota, Fungi, Basidiomycota, Agaricomycetes, Agaricales, Hydnangiaceae. Bases 1 to 480 code for a protein of 159 amino acids. The transcript has 3 exons. Gene Ontology annotation, biological process: protein complex oligomerization; protein folding; response to hydrogen peroxide.
AUGUCAGUGUUCUACUACGAGCCAUUCUACGACUUCGACCGCUUCUUCGACAAUGUCCUUUCCCCGCGCACAGUCCGCAAUUUCGGCGGUGACCAACAGGUCCAAAGGCGCGUCCAAAGCGACGCUACCCCUGAGGGAGCCGUUCGGGAUUUGAAGCCAAGGAUGGAUUUACACGAAGACAAAGAGAAAAAUGUCGUAACCGCAUCAUUCGAGUUUCCAGGCUCGAAGAAGGAGGAUGUCCAGCUCGAGAUUCAGAACGGUCGUUUGACUGUGUCGGUUGAGAACAAAAUCUCGGAGGAGUACAACGAGGAUGGUUAUGCGGUGCGCGAGCGCCGUUUUGGAAAGUUUUCAAGGACGCUUCAGCUGCCACAGGGAGUCAAGGAUGACGAGAUCAAGGCCUCUAUGGAGAAUGGUCUUUUGACUAUCACGUUCCCGAAGUCAGCUUCUGAGCUUACCCCGAAGAAGAUCACUGUUUCGUGA